AUGAGGUCAAGUUUGUUCAUUUGAUCUGAAAGAGAAACAUUUCGAUCAAUAUAAAAUUGCGAAACGCUUGCUAUCCCAAGCUGGAUAUUUAAAUACUUUAAAAUUAAAUACUUUGAAUAGAAACUUUCAUAUUAUAAAAAUUUCUAAUUUAGUAAACAUAAAUGUAAACGCUAUACAUUAUAUUGUUUAUAUGAAAUAAAAAUAAUAUACAUGCCUAUUUAAAAUAAUCUAAUGAUUGUUUUAUUUAUACCAGCUUUUGCACUUGUAUGUCUACGUUGCAUACAUUUUAUCUGAAUAAUUACUAAUAUCUUCAAAUAAUUAGAAAUGAACUUCUUCAUAAUAUUAUUUUCGAGAAUUAUUAUUUACAACAUAUUGCAUGAUGAUAAUCACCAUCAACAAGUAAUAAUAAAUAACUGUUUUUUUUUUCAAAUUCCAAUUUCAAUUACUAACUUUUAUUCUACAAACAACUAAACCAAAAACUGAUAGCAUAAGAAAUCAAAUAGAAUUUCUUACUCUCUGAACUAUUGGAAGCUCACGUUCCUACCAUAAACUCGAUUUGGCUAGCAGACCAUAAAACUUUCCCAAGUAUUUUCCAACGAAAUACGUACUACUGAACAAAAAUUUAUAUCUACCAUAUCAUACUAACGUAAUAUCCUUCAUUAAGCUCUCUUGUAUCAAUUUGAAGCAUACAUCGAUAUUCCUACACACAUAUACACGCGCGCGCGCGCGCGCGCACGUCCAAUAAGAAUUAACACUUAAAUACCUCUUUUGAAAAUAUGAAAAAAUUUUAUUAACAAAAAUUGUUGUUCAGUAUAGUAAUUUUUUUUUUUUUUUUUUUUUUUUAAAUCUGUUCCCCGUCAAUUUAAUAAUCUAUUUUAAUUAUGUUUUCAGCUCAAAUGAAGAGGUUGAGAGAUCAGAUGGCUGGCAUUUUGUCACAUAUUCCCGAGCAAGGUGUCGUGAAUUGGAGCAAGAUUCCUGAAGGAGCGAACACCACCUCCACCACCAAGGUUAUCAAUGGACAUGUGUUGACCAUCAAUGAAACAACCUAUACCGAUGGUAACGACGAAUAUAGCACGCUGAUCCGCGUCCGUGUGAUAGACGUGAGACCUCAGAACGAUACUCUUCUGUUGACCGAAAGCGAGGCAGAUGCCGAAGUGACCACUCUGCCUACAAUCACGGUUACCAGCAAAGAAGACCGCACUACACCUUCACGAAGCGUGGAAACCGUAGAAGAAUUCGAUAACGAAAUACCGAAGAACCAAGUGGACACUCUAACUGCUUAA
Messenger RNA from Heterotrigona itama, 1283 nucleotides. Lineage: Eukaryota; Metazoa; Arthropoda; Insecta; Hymenoptera; Apidae. The record is from the annotation of a GenBank genome assembly.